Thunnus maccoyii (southern bluefin tuna) is the source of this 2943-nucleotide messenger RNA. It is a transcript of the gene rap1gapl, whose product is annotated as RAP1 GTPase activating protein-like. Gene Ontology annotation, biological process: activation of GTPase activity; regulation of small GTPase mediated signal transduction. Gene Ontology annotation, cellular component: cytoplasm. NCBI's taxonomy places the organism in Eukaryota, Metazoa, Chordata, Actinopteri, Scombriformes, Scombridae. The record is from RefSeq and is a predicted model, not a curated record. Bases 958 to 2649 code for a protein of 563 amino acids. Gene Ontology annotation, molecular function: GTPase activator activity. The transcript has 19 exons.
AGUAUAAAUAUCAUACAGAUGUAGGAGGAUUGCAAACAAAAUCAAUGUCAGCUUAAUGUGUGGACUAAUAUUUGAUCAAAAGUGUGUUUGGCAACAGCUUGCGAGCUAUAAAACUACCCAACCCUGAAAUAUAACUAUUGCUUCAGAUCUAUUGUUCAUCAUAAUUAAAGAUAUAUUAAACAGUCACACAGAAAGUGCUCGCCUUUGUCCCUGCAUUGCAGCCAUAAACAAUCUACUCUUAAUCAACUUGAUAGACACCUGGUACUCUCCUAAACUUUUGUAAAUUUCACUUUUAGCAGUUUGAUCAAUAAAGGCCCUGAAUACAUCUUCCACCAACUAUAUAAUAAAGAUACACAGUUAAUAGAAAUAUCAAAAUUUGCAUCACGUGAGACACCAUUUGAAUGUCACCUCCUCUCUUUCUCUGUUCAUCUCUUUCUUUCAAUCUCUCCCUUUCUCUCUUUCUUUCUUCUCUCUCUCUCUACACCUAUCCUCUGGCCUACUCCUUCCUCCCCUGCUGUCUAUCUCCUCACCCUAACUGUGUGUGCUGUCAAUAAUUGAUGAUCCUUACUGACUCAAAGGGUAACUGGUCUGGGAGAAAAUGUCUCACCCACCAUUUCUUUAUUUAUUUACUAGUCUAUCUUCAAGCUCCGCCAGUCUGAGAAACCAGCAGCAAAGUAUUUGUCCGAGCACCGAGGGUCGAUGGCAUGGAGCAGCCUGACCGUGUCCGUUUUAUAGGUCAUGGUAGUUGCUACACCUGUGACCAUGAGUGGGUUAAUGCUGCCUGUUUGGCUGACAGCAGGACAGAGGGAGGAAAGGGAAGCUUAAAUGAGCGAGAGGCAGGGGGCAGAGAGGAGGAGGAGUGACAGAAUGACAGAGUGAAUUAAUUCAACCUUAGCCAGCCCUGAUUGACUCCGUGGAGAACUGGCAUGUACAAACAUUCACAGUGACACUGAAGCCAUGGAGAGAGAGAAGAGGAAUGACACGUCCUUCUCCAGAAAGAGAAGUUUCACUUUUGGGGCAUAUGGAAGUGUGGACAGAUUCACAUGUGGGGAUGAGACAAGACCUGAAUCUGUAGAGGACAACAUACUGAACAUCCUGGACUCUCCUGCCACUGAGAACAAGCCUUUCCUCUCUGCCAGCAGCAACCAGAGGGAGACGGAGCUGUUUGAAAUCAUUGAAAAGCUGCAGGGCAGCAGGAUCGAUGAGCAGCGGUGUGAAUUCCCUCUACCUCUGAAGUCUCAGCUUUUAACGAUAGGUGGAGAACUGCCGCUCAUCCUCCGCUCAAAGUCCGGGGGCUACUGGAUAGACCCUCCUCUGGAGAGGCUUGUAGAUGUGAGUCUCACCUCUUCUUCCCCUCAUGGCCUCGUUCCAGAGAGCUACGACAUCAUGGAGAGAGAUGGUGAUGCCAAAAUCUACCACAAGUUCUUCCACUCAAGAUACCAUCACUCCUUCACAGCGGUGGAUCUGUCUUUGGGGCCGCUGGUUCUCUCUGUGUGUUUGGAGGAAGAGGAGAAUAAACUACGGGUGAUACUAAGAUUGAAGGAGUGCUCUCUGCAUGGAGUUUUCUCUUUGUCUCUUUUCUCCAACAUCCCAUCUGCAGUUGAAUUAGCAAAGAUGCUCUGUGACAAAGUGACUGUUUCAAAGUUUGAAGUGGUCAGCUACCUCAAGGCUCCAGAACUAAUAACUGCUUUUGAUGAGCACAGAGUGUCUCCUAAUUUCAAGUUUGGUAUAUUGUACCAAAAAGACGGGCAGUUCACUGAGGAGGACAUUCUCAGUAACAAUGAGGAAAGCGAAGAGUUUAAAGAGUUCCUGUCUAUUUUGGGAGAGACAAUUCAGCUGCAAGGCUUUACUGGGUUCAGAGGAGGUCUGGAUGUGUGUCAUGGCCAGACAGGAAGUGAAGCAGUCUUCACUUCCUUUCACGACAGAGAAAUCAUGUUCCAUGUCGCAACUAAACUGCCUUUCACAGAGGGUGACCCACAGCAGUUACAACGAAAAAGACACAUUGGUAACGACAUCGUAGCUUUGGUCUACCAGGAGGGCCAAACGCCGUUUCUAUCUGAUGUUAUCAAGUCCCACUUCCUGCACUGUUUCCUGGUGGUCCGGAGGAUUCAGAGGGAGGAGGACACAGGUGAAGCUGCGUACCAGGUGUCUGUCACAGCCAGAGAGGAUGUUCCUCCCUUUGGUCCGGUCCUCCCUGAUCCUCCCAUCUUCACAGACUGCUCCCUACUGAGAGAAUUCCUUCUGACCAAGCUCAUCAACGCAGAGAUUUCCUGCUAUAAGGCCGAGCGAUUCAGCAGACUGGAGCUCCGCACUCGUUCGUCACUCCUGGAGAGCUUGCGGGCUGAACUCUCCACCCGUUCGAAAUGCAUGAUGGAGGAUCCAUCACUGUCUGCUCUCCCGACUACUGAGGGUGUGCGGGGAGCGUCUGAAGGGAGCGGAGGUUUUAUUGAAAACUUUAAGAGAGCCAUCAGAGUGCGGAGCCACUCUUUUGAGACUCUUGGAGUGCCCAGGAAGAUUGGUGGUGUCGCAUCACAGAAGCCAAAGACAGAGAAAGAUGGAGAGAGCGACAAACCUCCAGGACCUCUGCCCACUGACAGUUUGGGAGCAACUGAACCCAAAGAUCAAGCGAGUCCUCAAGAGGAGACAUAAAAGCAAAGCAAUGUUCAUUUGUAGAUUUUAGAUGUUAAUAUACAUAUAGACAUCACUAGCCUAUAUGUUUACUACCUUAUUAUCCUGGUGGAUGACUUAUAUAUGUAAAUAGAGAGUAAAAGUAAAUAGUAUUUCUGCAAAAAUAAUUAUUUUACUGUCAUAGCAGGGACAUUUUAGAUUAAUUAAAAUAUUUUGAAUUGUAUUUCAGUGAAAUGUACAACAUAUACAACUGACAAGAAAGGCUAAAAGGAAACAAUGAGUUAAGUGUUCUGUCAUUAAAAAUGACAAAGUUUA